Messenger RNA from Alternaria ethzedia, 903 nucleotides. RefSeq lists its product as uncharacterized. Lineage: Eukaryota; Fungi; Ascomycota; Dothideomycetes; Pleosporales; Pleosporaceae. Gene Ontology annotation, biological process: L-proline biosynthetic process. The record is from RefSeq and is a predicted model, not a curated record. The transcript has a single exon. The coding region runs from base 1 to 903 and encodes 300 amino acids. Gene Ontology annotation, molecular function: pyrroline-5-carboxylate reductase activity.
AUGGGCAUCGCGAUAAUGGGCGGCGUCAUGGCCUCGCUCGCCUCUGCCAGGACGAGAGCCUCGCUCGAUCCCGCCUCUGCCUCUGCCUCUAAAGACGUGCCUAACCUCUCCAACUUCAUCGCCUGCGACCAAUGGGCCCCCGCCGAACAAAACGUCCGCAAAGCCCUCGGCCACUACAACUUCCCCCUGCAGACGCUCACCAACCAGAACCUCAAGGGCGUGCAGGAAGCUGACAUCGUACUGCUGAGCUGCAAGCCACAUGGCUUCAAGACGAUUCUGGGCGAGGAGGGCGUUGGGGAGGCGCUGAAGGGGAAGGUGCUGGUCAGCAUCCUGGCAGGCGUGACGCGGGAGCAGAUUGAAGCUUUCCUGUAUCCCCAUGGGCCGGCGAAGACAGAAAACGCUUGUCGCGUGGUGAGGGUCAUGCCCAACACUGCGUCUUUCGUAGGAGAGUCCAUGUCUGUGAUCCAGACUUCGGACCCACCCCUCAGUGAGGCGCAGUACAAGCUCGUUGAGUUCGUCUUCAGCUCCAUCGGUCGCGUUACGAACCUCCCUCCUGCGAACAUGGAUGCCGCGACCGCGCUGUGUGGCUCGGGUCCAGCUUUUUUCGCACUGAUACUGGAGGCGGCGGCCGAUGGUGCGGUUGCCAUGGGCCUACCAAGAGCAGAGGCACAGAUGAUGGCUGCGCAGACCAUGAGGGGAACCACUGGGCUCGUGCUAAACGGCGAGCAUCCAGCGGUGCUGAAGGACAAAGUCUCAACGCCUGGUGGUUGCACCAUCGGUGGGCUCAUGUCUCUCGAGGAAGAUGGCGUCAGGGGCGCCGUCGCAAAGGCAAUUAGGGAAGCGACUGUCGUCGCAUCGAGAUUGGGUGGUGAGCAGAAGGAGUUUGUAAACCACAGGCGGUAA